Messenger RNA from Uloborus diversus, 1176 nucleotides. RefSeq names its product synaptogyrin-1-like (gene Syngr). The transcript is spliced from 4 exons. The coding region runs from base 1 to 687 and encodes 228 amino acids. Gene Ontology annotation, cellular component: synaptic vesicle membrane; neuromuscular junction. The record is from RefSeq and is a predicted model, not a curated record. NCBI's taxonomy places the organism in Eukaryota, Metazoa, Arthropoda, Arachnida, Araneae, Uloboridae.
AUGAACGGUGGAGUUGGUGGUGCCUACGGUUCUGGAAAAGCCGGAUCGGGAACAGAUCCUAUAUCUCUUUUAUUAAAACCACAUGUGAUUUUAAGACUUUUGUGCUGGGUUUUUUCUAUAGUUGUGUUUGGAUGCAUAGGGUCAGAAGGAUGGUUGAAAGACAAAUGCCUGUACAACAACGAUACAAAUGCUUGCAAUUUUGGAACAGGAAUAGGCGUAAUAGCCUUUUUAGGAAGUUUGGGUCUUCUACUGACAGAUAUAAUGUUCAACAAUAUUUCCAGUAUCAAGGUUCGUAGGCGAGUGGUUAUUGCCGACAUGGCUUUUUCAGCCGGUAUGAGUUUCAUGUGGUUUGUGACAUUUUGUUACUUGAGUGAUUCUUGGAGAAAAGCCCCUUAUCCUAAAGAUGGAUAUGGUGUAAACAACUUGAGGGGUGCUAUUGCCUUCAGUUUCUUUUCAAUUUUUGUUUGGGCCGGUUGCAUUUUCUUUGCAUACCAACGCUAUCGUCAGGGUGCAGACACUGCAUUCAUGACCAGUGGUUUCGAGGGUGAGGCAGGCAUGCCAGGGGGCGCCCCUUACACAAGUUACCCCGAUGGACCCGAAAUGAACGAGGGUUAUCAGGAGCCACCCUUCUCGAGCCAAAAGGACAUGGCGCCAGGUGGACCCGGGUUCCAACAGCAGGCUUAUUAAUGUGAAAUUCCACUGCUAAUACAUAUAAUCUACUUGUUGAGUCAUUUUUGUAGGUGAAAAGAAGGAUUAGAGAGCUCCACAUGUUUAUGUACAGUGAUUGUGCAUUGUUAUAUUACUACUGUACUCCUUGGGCCGGCGACAAAAGUUUUUCGAUCCUUUUUGACAAGUUGUGUGGUAUUAGCAUGCUGGGUUGCCCAACGAUUUAGAAAAUGGAGUUAUUCCUGUCAUAUAAAGUGUUUGGCAGUUGUGUCCACUUGCACAAAGCUGGCAAUGGAGCUUUCCCUUCCCUCCCACUUUUAUCUUUUACUGUUUACACAUAUUCAUUCCAUGAGGUAUGGUUGUAUUUUGGAAGCACAUUUGUUGCAAGAAACUGUUUGUUUUGGUUUGAAUUCUUAUUACAUUGAUCAAAGCAGUUUCCUUCCUGAAUAAUUUAUACUUUUAAAAAUAAAUUGAGCAUUGUAUAACAUUCAAAUGAGUUUCAAUUUUGAA